Acanthocheilonema viteae is the source of this 728-nucleotide messenger RNA. The record is from the annotation of a GenBank genome assembly. Lineage: Eukaryota; Metazoa; Nematoda; Chromadorea; Rhabditida; Onchocercidae.
GGCAAUAUAUGGUAGUAUUAGGAAAUCAGACAGAAGUGGAUGGGAAACCAAUGAAAUUCUUAAACGAUAUCGAUGUAGUAGAUCAAGACGUGCUGAUAUUUACGGAUUCUUCCAAUAAAUGGGAUCGACGCCAUUUUAUGAAUAUUCUUUUGGAGGGUAUUCCUAAUGGAAGAGUUCUGCGCCUAACACGAUCAACUGGAAAAAUCGAUGUAGUUAUGGACAAACUGUAUUUUCCGAACGGUAUUCAGCUGUUUCCUGACAAACAAUCAUUUCUGGUUUCGGAAACAGGUGCUGCUCGGAUUAAAAGACACUGGAUUGCAGGGCCACGAAUGGGUGAAACAGAAAUUUUCGCUGACAAUCUACCUGGUUUACCGGACAACAUACGUCCAGGUAAGAACGGAACAUUCUGGAUAGGUUUGGCAGCUGUACGCCAUAGUGAUCAGUUCUCAUUUCUGGAUUACCUCGCUAAUAAACCGUACAUACGGAAAUGUAUUCUUCAGCUGGUACCGGAACGACAAUGGGAAUGGCUACUAUCAAUGUUCGCUACAAAACAUGCUUUGAUUUUGCAACUCAAUGAAGAUGGGCAAAUUAUAGCUAGUGCACAUGAUCCAACGGGCCAAGUAAUUAAGGAGGUAUCACAAGUGACAGAAGACAAUGAACACCUUUAUUUAGGCAGUUACCGUGCUCCAUUUAUUGCUCAUCUGCGUAAAGAUCUUAUUGUUUACUGA